AUGGAGUCAUUUGCAAAACCAGAAUCAAAAAUUAGUGAUAAAAAGAAAAGAAAACUACAAAACGAAGACUACAGUGAAUCCUCAUCAUCAGGAGUCCAGGUUGAAGAGUGUAAAACAGCACACCAGCUACACAAAGAAGACUUUCCAAAAAAAAGGUCAUCAUCUUUAAGGUCAUCUUCUUCAGUAGAUUGGUUUUCCACAUCAGAUGAAGAUGAUGAUACCACUGACAAAAGUUAUUCAGAAGGAGGAUUGACAGAUGGAAAAGAAGGAACUUUUCCUGCCAGUAAAUGGAAAUACAUAGAUCUAAAAAAUAUUAAUGUUUUUUACAAUGAAAAAUUUGACCCUCUCGGGGAUCUAAUGCAGAAUAUUAAAACUGACAUUUUGGAGACAUUUCCAGAUAUUCCAGAUUUUGAAAACUCUGUUAAAAAGUUUAGCAGAUUUACCAAGGAGAAUUUGUUGUUUUCUUGGGAUUUUGGUGAAAUUAAAGAAAGUAUCAAUGAUCCCCUUAUGUUUAAAACGCGUCUGGAAUACAAAAUUGUAAAAGCUAUAAAAUCUGACUUUGAAAGGGCAAAAGAAGUGGACAAAAAAAUGGAUCUCACUGAUUGGUUGGACAGGAAAUGGCUCCUAGGUGUAAAAAACUUCUUGUCAUCAACAGUGUCGGUUAUCAAAACCAUUUUGUUUCCAACUGAAGAGGAAGACUCUGUUACAGAAAGAAAAGAGUCUAUCAAAAAGAAAAGGAGAAAAUCUAAAUACAAGAAAAGAAAAAGUGCAGAAAGAAGUACUGAUAAAAGACAACCUUCUGAGAGUAUUUUCCAACAUCAUUGGGCAAUGUUUGGUGGGCUUUUCUUUCUGGAACAAAAAGGAGUGAUGAAAAAAACCCUUGUUAUUGGUGAUAAAGUAGUGAGUAGUACUCCAGAUUUAGCAUACCCAUUAACAUCAGUGCCACUCGAAGGACGAAACCUACAGAAUUGUACACUGCUGUUUGUUGUUGAGGUGAAAGGAAAACCAAUCAACAAUCUUUCAUCUGAAUGUCUGGAAGAUCAACUUGACUCUUAUGUUCUUGGGCAAGUUGGAUCUGAGCUUAUUGCAGAAGCAAAGAGCUCAGCAAUGUAUCCAAAUUCCCUGGGAAUAGUAUGUAUGGAAACCACAUUCAUUUUUGUCUAUCUGAAAAUGCCAGAAGAACAUCAGAAAACAGGUUUUCCACUCAAAACUAGGGGAAAAAUUCACUAUACGAGACCUUUUGAAAUGCUGAAAGCGGACGAUAGAGCAGAAGUCUGUGAAUUUUUGUAUUGGCUUGGUUGCAUCCAAAACCGACAUGGUAGAGAGCUAUUCUGAAAAAUGUAGGAUCAGGUGCACAUCUUAUGGAAGAAAGGAAAAAAGCCACCCAGAAUGUGAAAUUUUUUCAACACCUUGUAUUGGCUUUGGAAGUACUGAAGUGAUUAUAAUGUCUUAUGAUUCAGAGCAUGAUGUUUUGCUGGAGAGUUCAAGUGUUUCCCAUUUUAGGUCACCUGAGCCAUUCAGGUGACCGUUUGCAAUUGGUUUUCAUCCGUUGUCGUGUGAUGUGUGUUGUCCGUUUACAAAUUUUCAUUUUUAACUUCUUCUUUAAAACUACAAUGCCAAUUGUUAUCAUUUUUGGUUUGAAGCAUCUCUAGGGUUAGAGGAAUUGAAAUUGUACAAUUUUUGACUUUUCCACCCUCAGAGUUUUAUGAGGCAGUGCCAAUUUAAGAAAUAAAGUACGAGUUUUCGUGAAUGUUGCAGAAUAGCCUCAGAGGGUGAGAAAUGUUGUUUUGAAAUAUAAAAGCCGAGGCGUUAGCCCAGGCUUUUAUAUUUCAAACAACAUUUCGAGACCGAGGAGGUUAUCCUGCAACAUUCACGAUAACAAGAACUUUAUUUCUAAUCUACUAACAGCUCAGUAUUUCUACAGAUCGUUUCUCCUAUAGAGAGACGAUCUAGGUCAUUUUUGACGGCUGUUCCGUGUAACCCCAAUGGUUUUGUUAGUAAUGUUUACAUGUGUAUAGAUCAAAGGAAUCACAUGCAGACGACAGAAUUUUUCUUUGGAUUUUUAAUACUCUUAACUUAUUUAUAAAAUAUCUUUAAAUCAUGUUCCUUAUAUUUUAAGGGCAAUGUAAUACGAUUAUUCCUACUAUACGUAAUAUUUUUUAUGUAAAAACACACAGUGAAAAUGUGCUAGGGAGGUGCUAGGAACAGCCGCAUUGAUCUUUUAAAAAUAGAAAUUUGAGGCAAUACUCAUCGUUUUGACAGGAACUAACACGUGAAAUUGACAUAGUUUUAAAACUUUUUACGGUUGAAAGUUGUACUUUCAUGGUCAGUGCGAGACAAAUGGGUAUUUCUGAUUUGAGAAUUUACUGAUGACGUUCGUGGUAUAUUGGAGAACAAUGUCCGCGGCAUCUCUUUGAUCUCAGCAAUAACUGUAGUAGAAUAUACAAUAAAAGACCAAAUAUUAAAAAAACUCUCCACUCUGCUCUCACACAUUUGGUAAUCUGUUGCCAUUGUCAUGUGUUGUCUGUUAACUAUUUUACAUUUUUAACUUCAUCUUGAAAACAUUCAUUUCCUGACCAGUGCAUUGUUUGCUUGUAGCAAUAAACUGUGUGCAUAUUGCAUGCAUUAUAUAUGAAAAUGAAUAUUAUAAAAGAUUGACCAUUAAAGGCCUACAAGUUUUCAUUUGCCAAAAGUUUACAAUUUUUGGCUCCUGAAGUGGGGUUAUCAGCCACAGGAGUCUUGUAAGGGGUGUAGACUCCAAAAUGAAGCUUAAAAUGCAAACAUUGGAAUCAAUUUUAGGUCCAUCUAAGGGCUAUGGUACUCAGGUCAAGGCCUGUGGGGCUCUUUUUGAAAAUGCAUUUUCAUGUGAAUUUUCCUUGAGGCUAUUCCUAUGUGCUGGAUUAAAGAAAUUCAGUGGUUUAGUUGAAAAUGACAAAAAGCACAAAAGCAAUUUGUGCAUGCUGAAGAAAAAAUCCAAAUUUAUAAGGAUAAACUUUAAUUAGGAAAUGUCAGCAAUUCUCAGUUAAUUGAGCAAAGUCUUAGACUCCCUCCUCAUAAUUUUAAUGGUACUUAUUUUAUGCUACCAGAACUUAUUUUUACUAUUCAAUUGGUUCAAAAUGGUAGAACCUACUUCAGAUUGCUCGGAAAUAAAUAUAAAAAGAUCAGAUUCAUCAAAUUAAUAAGCAAAUCAUGAUAAUGUAGAUAUUUGGGGAAGUUAAUCAUUUGAUUUUAAAUGAAGAUAUCCACCAUAUUAUUCUGAAAGUCAAAAGUUAUGUAUUCUGCAUUAAUACAAAUGGUUGACCCUAAACAAUAUAUUUUCUUGUUUUACAUUUCAAGACAAGGUCAAUGGCUUAAGGGGCCAUAUCAGAAACUUCAGAGAUCCUUAAACCAUAUUUUUUUUUGUUUAAUUUAAAAAUUAAUGUAUAUCAACAGUUUGUUUUAUGAAGGGCUUUUGGGUCAUGCCUCAUCCUAUACUUUUAUGGAGUAACGGUUUAGUACAUUUUGAAAACUGUUUAAAGGUUUAGUACAUUUUGAUAUUUGUUGACAUUUCCCUUUUUUAACUUAAAGCAUAUGUUUUCUUGUUAUUUGUACUAAUAGAUAGUUAAGGAUCCCAAAUAUUAUGAUCCUUACCAUGACAUAUAUUAUUUGAAUGCAUAAGUGACAAGUUAAUUUUGACUCUUACUUUUCAAUAUUGAAACAUUGUAAAUAUUUUGUUCAGAUGAUAAAUGUCUUGUGACUGAUAGGGCUUUUGGUUGAUUUUUAGAAAGAUGUUCAAAUGCAACUUUAUAUACCAUUAAUGUGUCUGCUCAAACUUUUUUAAAACUGUGCAAUAUUUAUCUGUAAUUACCUUCAUUUACUAUGAUGUGAUUAUUUUCUCUAAAAUCAAUUUAGAAAAAUAAAAUGCAUGAUUCAUUUAUUUACAUUCUAUUUGUAUUUUCUAAUGAUCAAACAUGUUGAAAGAUUUUUAACAUAAGAAUUGAAUUGUACAUAUCAAUUUAAUGAAUUAAUUACUCAUGUAUAUGUAUUCUAAUAAAAUAAUU
Magallana angulata is the source of this 4040-nucleotide messenger RNA. RefSeq lists its product as uncharacterized. Lineage: Eukaryota; Metazoa; Mollusca; Bivalvia; Ostreida; Ostreidae. The transcript is spliced from 7 exons. The record is from RefSeq and is a predicted model, not a curated record. Bases 1 to 1335 code for a protein of 444 amino acids.